CUUUGACUUGACUUAGACUUACUUGGCGCGUAAAUAAGUAGUAGUCUACUAAAUUAUAGUAAAUAUCAAUUACUAAAUCUGCUCAGUCAUUCAUGCCCGUUCCACCCAAAAAAGUGUUUUGUAUGUAGGCCUAGUUUAGGGGAGGAACAGCAUUCAGCAACAGAGUAAACUAAUCAGGAAAAAAUGGAGACAAAUUCUAUAAAUGGUAGUCAAGAGGACAUCAGUGAGAAGAAUGAAAAGCAAGCUGUUGGUGAUCAUGAUGAAGCUGAUGUAUUUGGUUCCUCCUUCUUGAAAGGGACUAGCAAAUGGAUGAAGAAGAACCUCCCAUGUUACAAAGACACAAAGAAGAAGGCUGUAGCUGCUAUGCCUGUUGAUAAACACGCCAAAUUUUAUAAUAUGGAUCAUAAACAUAGAGGGAUUGCAGUUAUAUUAAAUCAUGAAAGCUUUGCAUCCCACAUGAACCUAAAAGCUAGAGCUGGGACAAAAGUAGACAAAGAAAAUUUAGAAAAGACUUUGAAGAAAUUGGGCUUUGACGUCCAUCUCUAUGAUGACAAGAAAGUUCAAGAAAUAGAUGAAAUUAUUGAAAAAGCAAGCUCAGUAGACCACUCUAACAACGACUGUUUCCUUCUGGCAUGUUUGUCACAUGGAGAACAAGGUAUCCUGUAUGCCAGUGAUGCUCCUUACAAACCAGAGAAACUGUGGAACAGAUUCACUGCAGACAAGUGCACAUCGCUUGCAGGCAAACCCAAGCUAUUUUUCAUCCAGGCAUGUCAAGGGGACAAGUUGGAUGCAGGGGUGACUUUGAAACAAACUCAGGUUGAUUCUAGUCCUUCAUAUACAAUACCAGCCCAUGCUGAUUUCAUCAUCGCGUACUCCACCAUACCUGGGUUCUACUCUUGGCGCAACACAAUGAGAGGUUCCUGGUUUAUGCAGGCUUUGUGUGAAGAGUUGAACGCUAACGGAUAUAAGGAAGAUCUGCUAACUCUGCUGACUACAGUCAACCGCAAGGUAGCCAUCGACUACGAGAGCAACGUUCCAGACAACUCUGUUAUGCACGCUCAGAAGCAGAUCCCGUGCAUUACGUUCAUGCUCACUCGCAUACUCAAGUUUCAGAUGAAAAAUGAAAUAAUUAAUGUGUGAUUCAGUUAAUGCUUGGAUUCCAAAUGCAUUUUUCAGUUUAAAUAUGUUUAUUUAUAUUUAGAAAUGUUUAAAAUAUACAAUUUAAUUUGUUAAAACAAUCAUGGGCACCGACUUAUAAACCUUAUUGGUGGGGCAAGCGGGAAGCCUGUGAAAUAUCCCCCUGUCUGCAAAGGGGCCUGGAUAUUUUUUAUUUUCCAUUGUUAAAAGACGCCAAAUUUUUGGCCAUUCUCUUGUACAAAUUUUCAAUGUAGAAGUUCAAUUUUUUCUCAUAUUAUGGCAAUAUUAUAUUGAUACUAUUGCCAAUGAACUAAAAAAAUAUUUAUAAUAAUUUCUGCACCAAUGUUACUAAGUAAUUAAUCAUAUUCAACUAUCUUUAAUUUAUUAAUUAUUGGUAAAUAAGAAACAAUUAGGUAUUAAGAACAGGAUUUACUUGUUCAUUAAUUAAUACAAUUCAGGUACUGUAAUAAAUACCAUUCAUAGUUCCAAAACAAGCAAACAAACCUCAUUAUCACAAUCAACACCUUCAAAGAAAGGGCGCUUUCAAAGAAAGUAUAUCCUUUGUUUAUAUUUACAAAAUGUAUCAGUUCCUCCUGAAAACAUUCUCCACUAGUCUCUGUUAUCUAACCAAACAGCAAGAUAGGACAAGUGGAAGGGUCAGAAGAUGUUAAAGUAAUAAGGCAUCUUCUGAGAACAGUUAAUGGUAACCAAGUGGAAUUUCCCAUCUAGCUGCUUUAGUGUACAGAACUGAUGUAUAUAAACAGCAUGCGAUUAAUUGAUACUUGAUCAUCCGCAGCAAGGUACAGAUAGUCAAGACUACUUAUUUAACGAUGUAUUUAACUGUUCCUUUUCUUUAAGUAAACUAUAAACUUUAGUGUAAUUGUAGCUUUUAAAUCUUCCCAUGCAUAUAUGAUUUUUGCACAAUAUUGUUUUACAGUUACUUUCUUUUGUUAGUAUUUUUUUUCUCUAAGUUGUAUUGACCAAGCAAUUCCUAAUGAUCUCUUGCCAGGUGAAACAACUAUUAUCUUAUCAUUGAAGUCAAUGGUAGACCUAUUUUUUUCUACCUUUGUACUGUUGCCAGACUAUUGAGUAGGCUGGGGGCUAGUUUCCUGUUAGGAUUUUUUUUCAAAUGCGCAUUUUCUAUAUGCUGAAGAAUAUGUACCAUUUUUACUUAACAUAAAUUGAGUGGCUUUUAUAAUGAUUAACAUGACAGUAAAUGAGAAAAAUCAAAUAAGGUAAGCCAUUCUUCAUUUAUCAGCAACAGAAACAUUUUUUCUAAAUUGAAUUGAUAAUAAAAAAAAAUAAAACAACCCUAUUAGUGAGACAACUACUAUUUGGUGAUAUGAAUAUUUAUUUUGCAUAUUAAAUGAUCCAGAUUGGUUGAUUUAAUUUAUUUUAUAGACAUUAUUAUAGUUAAUUAAAAUUCCUCUUGUCUGUUUUAGAAAAUAUUUGUUUAUCUAAAAAUGAGGUAUUAUCUUAAAGUAGUUUGAGGUUUGAAAUUUGUAUAUUUAAAAAAAUAAUA
Molecule: messenger RNA, 2659 nt
Organism: Macrosteles quadrilineatus (aster leafhopper)
Lineage: Eukaryota; Metazoa; Arthropoda; Insecta; Hemiptera; Cicadellidae
Product: caspase-1-like
Exons: 7
Coding region: 184-1140 (318 amino acids)
Biological process (GO): apoptotic process; proteolysis
Cellular component (GO): cytoplasm
Source: RefSeq, a predicted model, not a curated record